This is a messenger RNA of Didymodactylos carnosus, 132 nucleotides long. The record is from the annotation of a GenBank genome assembly. Lineage: Eukaryota; Metazoa; Rotifera; Eurotatoria; Philodinida; Philodinidae.
GCUGAACGCAUAAAGGCUUCUGGCUAUAUUGAAUGUUCAGCCAAAACGAAAGAAAAUGUUGAAAAAGUAUUUGAAAUGGCGACAAGAAUUUCACUGGAAGAAGAACCCCGUCGACGUGCUCAAACAAUUUAG